Messenger RNA from Topomyia yanbarensis, 853 nucleotides. It is a transcript of the gene Tapdelta, whose product is annotated as translocon-associated protein subunit delta. NCBI's taxonomy places the organism in Eukaryota, Metazoa, Arthropoda, Insecta, Diptera, Culicidae. Gene Ontology annotation, cellular component: endoplasmic reticulum; endomembrane system; membrane. Bases 136 to 651 code for a protein of 171 amino acids. The transcript has 2 exons. The record is from RefSeq and is a predicted model, not a curated record.
CGAUGCGAUCUGUCACCGCUACGUGGCUGUCGGCUGUCCAACUCGAACACAGAAUCAUUAGCACUUGGCAUAGCAGUUGGUAGUUUUGCACACUCAAGUUCCCGUUAAAUUCACAAAAUAUCAGUUAAAAUCACAAUGAACGCGAAAGCUCUACUCAUCUUCGCUCUGGCUGCGUUGUCCGCUUCCGUAUGCCGUGCCAGUUCCUGCAGCAAUCCGGAGGUAAAAUCGAACUUUUUCUCUACCUCGGAUGCAACCAUCGUAAGCCAGAUUGCCUUUGUCACGGAAUUUACGCUGAAAUGUUCCAAUGCCGGAGCUGAGAAACUUCCGCUGUUUGCCGAAGUUGGUGGAAAGUUGGCCCCGGUGGUUCGGGUUGGCGACAACAAAUACCAGGUCAGUUGGAGCGAAGAAAUCAAGAAGGCCAGCAGCGGUAAAUACACGAUCCGGCUGUUCGAUGAGGAAUCCUUCGCAGCAGUGCGCAAAGCACAACGUGCCGGAGAAGAUGUUCAGUCGGUUAAACCUCUGACCAACGUGGUGGUCAAUUUCCCCGGUGCCUACAAGGGACCGUGGAUCAACUCGGAAAUCCUGGCCACUGGUGUGGUAGCAAUUGUGGCAUACAUAGCCUUCUCCACACGAACCAAACUGUUGGCGUAAAUUGACUUUCGGUUCGGGUUUGGUGUGAACCAACAGCGCUCAGGAGAUUACAUCCCGUCAUGUUCAUUAAGUUACUCCAUGUUCUCGUUGAAUAACAUUAACAUUUAUCAUGUGCAUUCAACAUUUUCUUCAUCUGUAAACUUUCAAAAGUUUGCGGGCUGGGUUGUAUAAGGCUGACGAAUAAACAACCUUUCAAACUUAA